This is a messenger RNA of Notechis scutatus (mainland tiger snake), 460 nucleotides long. The record is from RefSeq and is a predicted model, not a curated record. NCBI's taxonomy places the organism in Eukaryota, Metazoa, Chordata, Lepidosauria, Squamata, Elapidae.
UGCGAGGAUACCUGCCAGGGACUCAAGAGAUGAAAGGAAGACUGAUGGACAGGAGUGUGGAGCAAGAUCUGAUUCGAGGGCUUAGUCAGAAGAAGCAAAACUUGCUCCUUGAGCUACAAAACUAUGAAGAAAACUCAAAGCAGGUGGAACUGAACACGCAGGUCAACGAGAUGGAUGGGCAAAGGGGUGUGAUCCCGGCAAACACACAGCUCCAGACUGCGUUUUCUGUCAAUCUGGGAUCAGAAAACGAAUCUGCUCAUGUAGAACUCUGCAUAUCCACAUCCAAUGACACGAUUAUCCGGGCGGUGCUGAUUUUUGCCGAAGGCAUCUUUGAGAACGAGAGCCACGUGAUCCACCCCACUCCUCAGAACCUCUCGAGCAGCAUAAAAAUCCCACUCUCCCCCCCGAAAGACGUCCCGGUGGAGCUGAACAUCAAAGCCCUUGUUGGCUACAAGAAGAG